UUUAGACAAAUAGCAAAUCGAUUUAAUCUAUCUGAUAGCACCAGUCAUGGGGUUAUUAUAAAUUGUUUGCAACAAAUGAAUAUCCUUAAUAGAGUUUUUAUACAAUGGCCAAGCGGUCAAAAGGCAAUAGAAACUGUGGACAAAUUCAAUGCGUUAAGGCAAACUUCUUUUCCAAAUGUUAUUGGAGCUGUUGACGGAUGUCAUAUUGCCAUAUUAGCGCCUUGGGAGAAGAGAAGUGUGAUGCAAAAAUUAGAUAGAAAUAUGUUUUACAACCGUAAACAAGUUCCAUCUGUAUUGCUCCAGGUUUUUAUAAGUUUUUAUAAAUAAAAAAAAAUGCAUUUACCAUAAUAUUGCUUCUCAAUCCAAA
Molecule: messenger RNA, 367 nt
Organism: Myzus persicae (green peach aphid)
Lineage: Eukaryota; Metazoa; Arthropoda; Insecta; Hemiptera; Aphididae
Exons: 1
Source: RefSeq, a predicted model, not a curated record